Brienomyrus brachyistius is the source of this 4962-nucleotide messenger RNA. RefSeq names its product angiomotin-like protein 1. Gene Ontology annotation, biological process: regulation of cell migration; actin cytoskeleton organization; angiogenesis. Lineage: Eukaryota; Metazoa; Chordata; Actinopteri; Osteoglossiformes; Mormyridae. Bases 186 to 3155 code for a protein of 989 amino acids. Gene Ontology annotation, cellular component: cytoplasmic vesicle; bicellular tight junction; plasma membrane. The transcript has 15 exons. The record is from RefSeq and is a predicted model, not a curated record.
CCUGCAAGUCCGGGCAGCGCUGCAUACCUCCGACACCGGCGUCACCCAGACGGCGCAUCCCCGACGCAGAAAACUCCCUCUUUGUUCAUAACAGCGGCGAGGACGGAGGAACGAGCCUCGCUUAUCGGCCACAUCGCCCGUUAGGCAACCCAGCGCUGCGUUAUCCGUGCAGCACAUUCCCGGACAUGGAUUCCGAUGAUAACUGGAUCCCAGAGGAUGUGGCCCGCUGGCUGGAUCACAUCGGUGUUCAGAAUCAGUCAACAAAUGUCCCAAGAGAAAAUGAAGUGGACCAUCUUCCGCAUCAAUACCUCCCAGACGACAUGGGCUGCCCUGGUUACUGCCACCUGUACGUCCCUCUCGGAGGGUCCGAGGGCUACGCCUACUGCGGGCAGGAGCAUGUGGUGCAGGGGGACGGCUGUGACCCGCCUCCUCUGACAGGCCAGUACUACAUCAGCACAGACCAGGAAUCAGGUGAGGAGUCCCGCUUCGGCCCAGCCACCGUGCUCCCUCCCGAGAGUGAGAUGCGGGGGUCCGAGGAUGUGUCGUCUAGCACGGUUCUGCAGCGGCUGAUGCAGGAGCACCUGCGUUAUGGCAGCCCGGCUGGAGACAGCGCCGCUCUGAGCGGUCUGCCACCCCCGCCACCGGCCCCCGCUGCUCAGGCCUCACACCCGGGCCCCGGUCCCCCAUCCCCCUCCGAGGGCCCGCUCCAGGACGACCCGCAGAUGGUGCAGCAGUCGGCCCGGCAGGAGCCUCAGGGUCAGGAGCACCAGGUGGACAGCACCACCAUGGAGAAGCAGGGGGGUCGGGUCUCGGGGCCGCUGCCGCCACCCGGCCCGGGACAGCAGCCCCCCCCACAGGUCAUGGAGGAGCUGCCCAGCUACGAGGAAGCCAAAGCCCAGUCGCAGUUCUUCCGCAGUCAGCAGCCGGUGUCUGUCGGCCCGGGUUACUACGUGCCGGCGGCCGUGGCCCCCACAGCCCCGCCCAGCCCGCCCCCCCCCAGCUCCUUGCUGCCCUGCGUGUCCCCCCAGAAGGUGCGCACAGAAGGCCGGGCGUCCCUGAGCCGCGGAGCCCCAGUGGCCCCCCCGCAUCGUGACGAGGCGCUGCUGGAGCUGAAGCAGGGUCACGUUCGCUCUCUGAGCGAGCGCAUCAUGCAGAUGACGCUGGAACGCAAUGGAGGCCGGCAGCAGGCCUCCGGCUGUGGCAGCCUGCCCAGCCAUGCCUCCGCCGGCCGGGCCCCCAAAGCUGGCCUACCCCCCACCAAGGCUGCGGUAGACCCCCGGGGCCCCCCACCGGAAUACCCCUUCAGGUCAAAGCAGGCCCUCCCCUCCACGGGAAAAGCCCCGCUGACCUCACCCACAGAGCACGGGUUGAUCGUCAGUGACUCCCAUGCGGGUGGCGUGAUGGACCUUCCCAAGUCCUACCUGCGCCCCCAGCCCACCAAGACGGAGAUCACCUACGUGAGAUACGCUUCACCCCCAGAGUACUUCACCAGGCAGUUCCCGGUAUCGCCUCUACAGCAGCACAGCCCAACAUCCUCACAGGCCUCCACCCUGUCGGCGUCGCUGGCCCCCCAGCCGGCCCUGGGACCCGCCGUCCCGCAGCUCCCCGGGGAUGCUUUCGCCAUCGUGGCCCGAGCACAGCAGAUGGUGGAGAUGUUGUCAGAGGAGAACAAGAUGCUGAGGCUGGAGAUGCAGGGCCAGAGCGAGAAGGCGUGCAGGCUUCAGCGGCUUGAGAGUGAGAUCCAGAAGAUCUCAGAGGCUUACGAGGGUCUGGUGAAGAGCUCAGCCAAGAGGGAGUCUCUGGACAAGGCCAUGAAGAACAAGCUGGAGGGGGAGAUCCGGAGACUGCAUGACUUCAACAGGGACUUGAGAGAUCGCCUGGAGACAGCUAAUCGGCAGCUGGCCAGCCGGGACCUGGAGACCAAUGAAGGCUGGCCCUCAGUCCCCCAGAGCAGGGAAAGUGCAAAAGAGCGAGAGAAGCUGGAGAUGGAGGCUGCGUCCCUGCGGUCGGCCAACGAGGACCAACGGCGGCACAUCGAGAUCCUGGAGCAGGCGCUCAGCAAUGGUCAGGGCAGAGUGGUCAAGCUGGAGGAGGAGCUGCGGAAGAAGCAGGUGUACGUGGACAGAGUGGAGAAGCUCCAGCAGGCACUCAGUCAGCUGCAGGCAGCCUGCGAGAAGCGGGAGCAGCUGGAGAGACGUCUGCGCACACGCCUAGAGCGCGAGCUGGAGUCGCUGCGGACACAGCAGCGCCUGGGCGGGGUGUCACAGAGCGCCGCGCCCUCGGGGCGUAGUGCCCCUGCCCUGAUGGAGCUCCUGAGGGAGAAGGAGGAGCGCAUCUUGGCUCUGGAAGCUGAUAUGACCAGGUGGGAACAGAAGUACCUGGAGGAGAGUGCCAUGCGGCACUUCGCCAUGGACGCAGCCGCCACCGCCGCUGCGCAGAGGGACACAACCAUCAUCAACCACUCCCGCGACGGCAGCUACAGCGACGGCUCCCUGGAAGCCCGCAUCUGGCAGGAGGAGGAGGAGAUCCUGCAGGCCAACCGGCGCUGCCAGGACAUGGAGCACAGGAUCAAGAACCUCCACGCCCAGAUCAUCGAGAAGGAUGCCAUGAUCAAGGUGCUACAGCAGCGCUCCCGCAAGGAGCAAGGCAAGGCGGAGGCCACGCCCCUACGGCCCGCACGCUCCGUGCCCUCCAUCUCCGCGGCGACUGGCCUCCACCCACGCCAAGCAUCCCAGACGGGCACUGGCAGUCCGGAGGACAGGAGGGAGGGGCGCAGCUGGAAGGGGAGUGCCAAUGCCCUCCUUGGAAAAGAGGCCAUGGAGGCCCUCCCGCCCCCCCUGCCAGCCCCCGCUACCGCAUCCUCACUGCCGGCCACACCGCUGCUCUCCGCCCACUCGAAGACGGGCAGCCGGGAUAGCUGCACGCAGACGGAAAGGAGCCCCGAGACGCAAAGGGCCACCUCCCUUGCGGGGCGUUCCCGCUUGGGCAACACCCCCAGUGGCAGCCCUGUCCUCCACCAUACUUUACCAAGGGGUGGGCCAGAGAGCACAGAGAGCCCAACUGCCAUCACAAAGCCCACGGACCUCAAGCCCCCCAGUGGGGCAGGUCAGCGGCCGGAGCUGCCGGAUACAGAGGUGGUGGAAAUACUGAUCUGAGCUGCUGCCCAACCUUGCGAUACAAGGCACUUACAGAAGGACAGGGAAAGAACGAGUGAGAUGAAGAGACAGAGAGAGAAAGACAGAGAGAGAGAGAAGGACGAGUGCAGUGAAGGGCAUCCCCAGGACAGGAAAAGGGUUUAUAUUCCUUUCUGAGUCAGUUCUGGAAGAGCACUGGUGGUUGUGACAUCAUCUUUGGCCCCAAUGGAAAGGCUUCUGGAAAGUUCCAUGGAAGGAGUCUCCUCUCCCAAGGACAGUAAGCAGUGUGGGAGGAGGUGGUGCGUCUUAGGACAGUCAUAAAACACUUGUUUUUGGCUUAGUGACAGCAUUCUUAAACGGUCAGGCCUGAGCCCCGCCUCCAGGCGGGACGUCCUGCCUGUGGGUGGGCGGGGUUAGGGCGGGGUUAUAGUGGGUCAUGUGGGUUCAUCAGACAGUCCAAAGCAGGAGUAAAAACAGAGAAGCGGGUUCUGCAGAUUGCCUGCACACGGCUUUGGUGGGCGCAGCAGUGAAUGUGAAGGUGUUGCUGUGACUUGCUCAGGACCCUGACACCAAAUUCCCCCUCAAUCCCCCCCCCCCCCCGUGCUCAGAGAGGGUGGGGUCUCGGGUGUCAAUGGAGAGAAGCCGAGGCGGACCCACACCCCCCCCCAGCACCUCGGUCUGUCCCCGGACACUUCUAUGGCGGAGACGGCAACCAGCAGUCUUUGGACAAAAACAGGCUGCCAUCAUCUGCCAGUCCCGCCAACAUCACCCUCCCCCCUUACUGUCAGCCCGUCCGUCUUGCCUGUCAAAUGUAUAUAUUUCUCUGUGCGGAUCCCCUUCUGGGGCCCGUAUAACAAAGCAGGAUUUCCUGCUUAGCCAGAUAACUUGUGGGAUUUAAGGUAGUCUGGGUUAAAUACAAGUGAACAAACAUAAACCCAUUUAAACCGACAAACCCCGUCCUGAUACAGGCCCCCGGUCUCUCCGUUCUUGCUGGAGCCACUGAAGGAGACAGAGAAACAGAAACACGGCAUGUUGGGGGGGGGGGGGGGGGGGGUUAGUGUUACACGCCUCUGUUGGCCAGAACGGGGCAGCCGGGGACAUGAACUCAUUUCAGACCCAACUUUAAAAAUGUUUUAUUUGUAAUUUUUGAAAUGCCAUUAAUUUAUCCUAAAUAAUAAUAUUCAGUGUUCAGGUUAUCCCACAAACCACCUUAAAUAUGAGCGAGAUGAGUGAACCUGCUUGUUAUGUUCUGAUCUUUGUUGCUGUGCAAUACAGACUAACAGGGUUCCUGUCUAUUUAAAGCUUGCUGUCAUUUUCUUUGCGUUCUGCUGUUCUGAGAUCAGCUUUAUUUCACAUACACAGCGUGUUUGAAAGCGUGGACAGGACAGAAGUGCUGAAUGCGGGUCUCCACCGAAAAUGCCAGCUUUAUCUUAAAGAAAUAAAAAUACUAUUAUUAUUAUUUAUUUAAACGUUUAGCAGUGCGCAGACAGCUAUAUGCGGAGCCGUGGUUAUUUUACUUCUCCACACUCCAGCUUUGCAUUAGUUUCUUCUUCCUCCAUCCAUCCAGCAUCCUGUCUUUCUGUUCAUUCCAAGCAGCUGCGUGAAGAUGAGAAGACGUCGGUGUGGCUGCCCGCGCCGGCAGCAAAGGGCUGCUUGUACAGAGCUGUGUGCUGCUGUGACUUUCGUGUGUUACAGGUCAGGUUUUUGUUCCCAGCUGAUGGUAGACAGUGAUUUCCUGAACCAAAGAGAUUCCUAUUUUUGCUGCGUAAGACUGUGCCUUUAAUGUGUAUAGUUUGGAUUAAAUGACACCUGAGCUCCUCCUCCUUCA